This is a messenger RNA of Triplophysa dalaica, 5081 nucleotides long. It is a transcript of the gene zdhhc8b, whose product is annotated as zinc finger DHHC-type palmitoyltransferase 8b. Gene Ontology annotation, biological process: protein palmitoylation. NCBI's taxonomy places the organism in Eukaryota, Metazoa, Chordata, Actinopteri, Cypriniformes, Nemacheilidae. The transcript is spliced from 11 exons. Gene Ontology annotation, molecular function: palmitoyltransferase activity. The coding region runs from base 234 to 2540 and encodes 768 amino acids. The record is from RefSeq and is a predicted model, not a curated record.
GCGUAGCGGAGGCUCCACCUUUCAAGCAUUGCAGUGACCUCAGCAGUGGGCUGAAUUGAGCUGGGUGGGAUUUUCAGGCUCGUAUUCCCAAACGCGCAUUCAAGGAUCACGAUUUAACGGUGUAUGCGAAGGGACGAAUAGCGUUUCGCCGGCUUGUGCUGAACGGUGCGGGAUCGCGUUUGCAUGCAUCUUACGACAGGGAUCAAAUAAACGAGGAAUGUGGGAUUUACAGAAUGCCCAACAGCGUUGGAAAAAGAUUUAAACCCACCAAAUACAUCCCGGUGUCCACUGCCGCCACUCUUCUGGUGGGAUCCACUACUUUAUUCUUUGUUUUCACGUGUCCGUGGUUAACCAAGGCUGUCUCCCCUGUCGUGCCUAUAUACAAUGGCAUUGUCUUCCUCUUUGUGUUGGCCAACUUUAGCAUGGCCACCUUCAUGGAUCCAGGAGUCUUCCCCAGAGCGGACGAGGACGAAGAUAAAGACGACGAUUUCCGUGCUCCACUAUACAAAAACGUAGAGAUAAAGGGAAUUCAGGUGCGCAUGAAGUGGUGUGCCACAUGCCACUUCUACAGACCUCCGCGCUGCUCGCAUUGCAGUGUGUGUGACAACUGUGUAGAGGAGUUUGACCACCACUGCCCAUGGGUGAACAACUGCAUCGCCCGGAGGAAUUACCGCUAUUUCUUCAUGUUCCUGUUGUCUCUUAGUGUUCACAUGGUGGGCGUGUUUUCCUUCGGCCUGUUGUUCGUGUUAAACCAUUUGGAGAAGUUGAGCACACUCCACACAACUGUGACUCUGGUGGUGAUGUGUAUAACUGGGCUGUUCUUUAUCCCAGUUAUGGGCCUCACUGGAUUUCACAUGGUUCUGGUGGCCCGAGGACGCACCACAAAUGAACAGGUGACAGGAAAGUUCAGAGGAGGAGUGAAUCCCUUCACUCGUGGUUGCUGUGGCAACGUGAAACACGUCUUGUGUAGUCCACUCGCUCCAAGAUACAUUUCCGAUCCUAGGAAGAAAAGUCUCGUCACGGUCAAACCUCCGUUCCUCCGUCCUGACCUGUCUAUCCGCCACGUCACUGUAAAAGUCAGUGACAAUGGUAUCCAUAGCAACGUCUUACGAACCAAAUCCAAGACCAGUCUGGAUGAAAUGGAUGAUAAAAGUUUAGAUGUCCAGCCACCACUACCGCCCAAAGCAGACUGCUACAACCAGCUCAAGAGUCAACUCACCUCCAGUGAAGAGAGUUCCCUGUCCAGCAAGCCUACAAAUCCAUCCACCCCAGCAAUGUACAAAUACAGGCCAUCCUUCGGCACCAUGCCCAAAGUACACUAUCACGCAACAGGAGAGAAGAUCGUAAUGUCUGAGAAUGGUAAACCCUCUUCAGUUUUAGAGGAGAGAGUUCAUGAUUAUCGUUCUGAGCCAAAUCUAGAUCUGCCGGACUACCGCAGCGCUCCUCUCCAUCGAACAUACCAGUCCUCCCCUUUCCAGCUGGACUCCUUCAGCACCACAUCUCGCUCGUUCAGUCUUAAACAGGGAGUAAACAGGUCUGACCGUGUACCACUAGGGGGCGGCAAACCUGAAACGGUCACCUCCACCCCUCACAAUGGAGUCUUUUCUCCUGGAACCCUGUCUGGCCGUAACGGCAGUCUCUCCUACGAUAGCUUGCUGACCCCCAGUAUAACGCCAUCCGUGGGUGAGUGUGCCGCCCACCCGGGGGUCCCCUCUAUGGGAUUCCACUCACCUUAUCUGCCCACUAAAAUGUGCCAUGUGCGAGGGCCCGAGUAUCAGCGGCAUGCCAACCCCCCCUCCUAUAGCCCUGUGCAUGUAGGGGCGAUGUAUGGCCGCCAGUCCCCACACUCAAGAGAGCGUGAACGAGACCCCUCGCCCGUCCGUUAUGACAACCUCUCCAAAACCAUCAUGGCCUCCAUCCAGGAGAGAAAAGAGCUUGAGGAGAGAGAAAAGCUUAUGCACACCCAAGCAUACGCCUACGGCAAUGAUUCAGGUGUGUUUGACACCUGUUCUGGAACCGCCUAUGGACUUCCAUCCGGGGUGUGCUACACCGAUGGCCACAGAGGCCCUACCCCUCCCGUGUGUGGAUCUCGGGAUAACUUGAUAGGAGGGGUGGGAUACCCUCCCAGAACCCCCAUUCUUCGUUCAUCAGCCUCCUCGCUGGUCAGAGCGCCGAGGGCUUCCACAACGUCUCUCCACACAGAUGGAAGCAAUGGGGGAAGUAUGCAGGGCAGAAUAGGCGAGCAUCAUUAUCGCUCACCGAUGCACCAAUUGCAUCACUCCCCAACAACUGUGCCCCGUUCUCCCUCAUACACACAUCAGAAGGUUGCCUUCAUUAGCGCCCUGGAGAGGGCGGAGUCACCACAUAUGGGUACAAGAGAGGACCUCGGUCAAGCUAAAGUCAACGGACAGCUCAAGUACGGCCUAGCACGUGACUGCCAUCUAGGGACACCUUCCGGAACUCCACUGAGUCCCAGCAGACACACUAAUGUUAAAAAGGUCACAGGGGUGGGUGGAACUACAUACGAGAUCUCUGUUUGAUGGACAGCUGUAAGGAAAAGCACUGCCAUGGCAACAACACCUCCACUUGUGGUCAAGAAAAAUAGUAUUUUUACUAUAUAAACCUAAACUGACCAAUCAUGGUAGAAACAUGCAUAUGAGAUGGCCGGCAACUUUCCAUGUGUCUCAGUGUAAAAUAUAAGAUGCUUUGUUAAAGGAGCAUCGUGUGGAGCCUUUAGGACAUGUGUAGAUCACACAACAGAAAAUACUGGUUUUAUGGCUUAAAAUAGAAAUGUACAAAAACUUACAGUUAAGGGCUGAAUAUGUGUUGUGGGUUCAAUUGUUUGUGUAUAUAAAAGGUCAAUUAUUGAAUGCAAAGGUGCUCAGUAUGCCAUCUUUCUGGUCUCAUAAACACACUUGAAUGUGAGUGUAUAUGUACAUGUUACAUGCCCAAAUGCCAUUACUAGUAUAUUUCAGGCAUGAUACUGAAUUAACAAUCAGGGUUAUUUUUUCCAACGUCAUCCCAAACCCAGUUGUGAGACCCCAAACAAACUGUAACAGCACUUGUGUACUAUUUAAAAACCCAUACAGAAGUUUAUUUUUAGAUAUUGUCAUUAAAAAUUUUCUAAAACUUCAAGCUGCCAUAGUCAUAAAACAUAUGUGUAUAUGGAAUAAUAAAAGAUAAAAGGUUAGAAUGUUGACUGGGUGGAUACUGGAUAUUAUUUGUUUUUUAUUUGUAAAAGUAUUUUACAGUGGAAGGUAUAGCGUGAGUACUGAAUUUAUAAACAAACACACCACUGUGUAUUAGCAGUACUUUCUGAAGCCAUAUGUGAUCGUAUCUGUACAUUGAUGAUGUUCUUCAUCUUUCAACAAACAUGGAAGAUCUUGUUGCCUUUUUAAGUUUUGAAGAUUAAUUAUUCAGAUGUACUACAUUUAAGGUCCACAAGUUAUUUUAUUUUUUUCUAUUAAUGAUAGAAUAAAAGAAUGAUUAUUUGUGGCUUUAUUCCAAAAGGACUAUGUGAGUCAACACUUGAGUUCUUUUUAUUUUAUAACUUGUGAUUUUUUUCUUUCGAUAGUUACAAUGUCAGAUUUUAUACUGAAGUUAUACAUCAGAAGUGGGUGUUUGUGUUUUGGGUGAAUAUGUUUUUUAAACAUUUUAUAAUUUAUUUGUACAAACUAGUAUGUGUUGUCAUUUUUGAAGUGUGAAAGUAGUACUUUCUGUUUUCAGCAUAGUUUAAGAACAUUGAAUGCGAACGAUGUGCAGUUUUAGGUUCAUUUUAAGGGGACAAAAAUCAGGGCAAAAAUACUUUGUUAUUGGAAUGCUGGAUCCAUUUGAGAUCUUCUGAAUUUAAAAGUAUAUUAAUAAUAAUUGAAAACUUGACACAUGAAAACAAUAGCUGAUAAUUGCUUCUUAUUACCUUUUCACAUCAUUUAAUUCUUAAAUACACAAUGCCCUUGUAAUAAACACUGACAAGGGAUUUUUAUUGUGGAUUAAAUUGGAGAGUUUGUUAAACCUCUCACCUUUCCUUUCAAUUUUAACAGUUGAUGUAAAUUAUAAUAAAUUUUGAUUUGAUUCAAUUCAACAGUGGGGCAAUAUAGGAAGCUAGAAGAAUCCUCCAAACUAAAGUUGUCUGUAUAAAAAAAGUGUAUUGUGUUUUGACAAAGUGUAAUGAUCACAUUUAAAAAGAGGAAAUGUAUUAAGGGUUGAUAUGUUUUGAUUGAACAACAUGUUUCUUUAUGAGCACUCGUUGGCUUUUAAUUAGGUUAAGCAAUCGUUUUGACUUCAUGGAGAAGACAAAGUUUUAGGGGGAUUUAAAAGAGUCUACAAAAUGAUUGUCAUUACUUAAAUCUUGUAAACUACAAAAAAAAGAAAUUCAUGAACAGCACAGCACAAAACUUAACACUGUGCCCUGUUUCAUGAUUAUUAUAGGGAGCAUUUUGGAAUUAACUGUUGAUCGUGUAGAUGUCUUGAAGACUGAAGAACCAUAUGUAUGAAAAUGACCCUUCAGAUGACUCGUCAAGAAAUUUGUUUGUGAUUUCUCCACAGAUCUUCCUUAGGAGUCCAUGACAGUUUGAUCCAUGUGAAAAAUCCUGGAAUAAAAUGACUUGGAAAAAAGGGUUUCAUUCAACCAAUUGAGAUAUUUUAGGGUAAGGAUUCACAUCUAUAUUUUAUACCUUGAGCCAAUGAAAAAUAAAUCACUUUAUUAUUUUUUAUUGGCUCAAGUUAUAAAAUAUAGAUGUGAAUCCUUACCCUAAAAUGUUUUAAUUGGUUGAAUUAUACACAUUUUUCAGGGUGCUCCUUGAUGAUGUGCAUACAAUUAAUGUUUAUGGAAAGGCCUUAACAGAUCUUUGAGCUCCAUUUUUGUAAACAUUUCACUGGUCAAAUGGCACCAUGGCUCCUGAUGGUGAAGUGCUAUUUUUAUCACUCCCGCUGUCUGGCACAGCGUCACCUCCUGUUUAAAAGAAACGUGUACAGUAAAAAUACAACUACGGGACUUCUUUCUGUGACUGAGUAUUUCGUUUUGAUGAAAUGAAGACAUUAUAGUUUCAUAUUAAGGUACAUCUAUUAUUUUUGUUCAUCAA